This is a messenger RNA of Lycium ferocissimum, 1455 nucleotides long. RefSeq lists its product as uncharacterized. The coding region runs from base 1 to 1455 and encodes 484 amino acids. The record is from RefSeq and is a predicted model, not a curated record. Lineage: Eukaryota; Viridiplantae; Streptophyta; Magnoliopsida; Solanales; Solanaceae. The transcript has 2 exons.
AUGGUUCUUAUCGAAUUUGGGCUUCCUAACAGAAUGGUGGAGUGGGUUAUAACAUGUGUUACCACUGUAAGCUAUUCCUUGGUGAUUAAUGGUGGGCUGACUGAGAGGUUCCAAGCAAAAAAAGGCCUCAGACAGGGUGACCCUAUGUCACCUUACUUAUUUGUCCUUGUCAUGGAAUAUCUAAAUAGGUCCCUUAAACAACUGAGAUAUGACCCUAACUUUAAUUACCAUCCAAAAUGCUCAAGGCAGGAACUGGUCCACAUUUGUUUUGCCGAUGACUUAAUCAUGUGCUGCAGGGCAGACAAGGGAUCCAUACAAUUAAUGAUGAAGGCUUUUGAACACUUCUCCUCUGUCUCAGGACUACAGGCUAACCUAGACAAAAGUUCUUUCUAUGUUGCUGGAGUUACGGAUGAGUUUAGAGAUCAGAUCCUUCAGGAAAUGAGGUUUACAUUGGGUGAAAUCCCCUUUAAAUAUUUAGGAGUUCCCCUGUCCUCAAGGAAACUAACCAUCCAACAAUGUAUGCCACUAGUUGAGAAAAUUAUUGCAAGGAUAAGAUGCUGGUCCUCCAAGUUACUCUCAUACAGUGGAAGCAAUGAAAGCUCCAGAAAGGCUCUUGUUGCUUGGGAUAACAUGUGCUUGCCAAAGGCAGCGGGGGGACUCAACAUCAUAAAUUUUGAGCAAUGGAAUAAGGCAGCAAUAUGCAAAUUGCUGUGGUCCCUAUCUCAUAAGAAGGACACACUCUGGGUACAGUGGAUUCAUAGCUUCUAUAUAAAGACAAGGAAUCUGGCUGAUCUUGUAACUCCUAAACAAGCUUGUUGGCUUGUUAGGAAGAUAUUUGAUGCUAGGAAAUGGUUUCCUAACACUGAUCCAAUCACUCACCUGGCACAGUUCUCAGUUGGAGGAAGGUUCAGUAUUAAGCAAGCUUAUUUCUCCUUUAUUCCUCAGCUUCCUAGAGUUCCAUGGAGGAAUUUGGUACAGUCUAAAGGUGCUCUCCCUAGGCACCGGUUGUUGUUGGCUAGCGAUUGCAAAAUCGAUUGGCUACGUAUUGACGGAUGUAAGUGGGGAGUACAAGUGUCUCAGAGCUGUGUGUUGUGCAACACACUAGAAGUAGAAACAAUGGAGCACCUCUUCUUUGGCUGCAGGUACUCACGAUUUGUAUGGCAUACUCUGCUCCACUGGGUGGGACUACAAAGAAGGAUAGGGACCUGGGCGGAAGAAAUUGGUUGGCUCUCAAAGGCUGUCAACAACAACAGGCCACGAGCAAACAUAUUGGGAUUCAUAGCAACUGCUACCGUAUACACUAUAUGGGUUGAAAGAAAUGCAAGGAGGUUUCAAGCUAAGGCUAGAUCAAAUGUGCAACUCAUCAGGGAUAUUAUUUUGCAGUUGCAUAGCAGAGGACAGAAUCAGAGUAAAUGGAGUAGAAUGCUGCAUAGUUUGAAUAGUUAUCCUGUAUAG